AUGCCACCAGUGGCCCCUGACGAGCUAAAUCAUCAGCACGGCAGGUCUAUAGAAGACGAUCCAUCCCUGACUCAUCUCGCAUCUGUCCCAGCUCACUCGACUCAAGAAUAUGAGCCCACUGGAAAGUCGAAGAAGAAGAAGAGCAGUAAAAAGAAGAAGGCAGCGACUGAGGCGCCCCCGGAAGAUUUAAUCAUCGAGCCUCCGGUGUCUGAGGAGCUACUUCCACCCAUCGAACCUGAGCAUGAGGUAUAUUUAGAGCCAGAACCCGAGCCCGAGAACGAGCCUGAGCCUGUGCCCGUGGCCACACCGGCACGCGGGCCUGUGGCUGCACCUGUCGACAUACAAGGUCGUCAUGGCGGAGUUAUCGAGACUUCGCCAUCGCCAGGGGCUCUCGGAUCAUUUGGCAAGUCGGUAGCCCAUGAUCUCACCCUUCGGACCGAUAGGUGGGCACAGGCAGUGCCUUACGGAAAGAGCCCACCAGUGGAUCUUAUGGAUGGAGAUCCGUCAACAGGAUCCCCGCUCACUUUCCCAACAAUCCACGAACGCGGUUUCAUCCACCCUUCUUCGCCGUCCCCUCCCACUCAACCGCGACCCUUCAGUUACGGCAGUGGAUAUCGAAGUAGCAUGCACUCACGCCAGCAGUCGGUCGAUCGCAGAAAGAGUCAUUCCUAUGGAAGUCCCAUGAGCAACCCUGCCCCUCCUCAUUUACCCCAAGCGCACUUCUAUGGGGCCCCGGACAUUGAUAUCCCUACUCGAGCUCGUACAAGCGACGGGGCUUAUUCGUUCUGCAGCUUCGACACCCUUCCCAGUACGUCAAACAAGUCGCCGCGAACGGGCACUAAUGUCCUCGUCGUAGGGAUAGACGGCGCCGUCGAAAUUCAUGCCAUCGAAGAUCGACGGUUUCGAUUGGUGGGCCAAGUCAGCGGGUUGAACGGCCGGGUUCUUGAUGCGAAGAUCCUGCGCGAGGUUCAGUCAAGCGAUACGGAUGCCGCGUCCCAGCCUCAUAUUGCUGUGAUUUUGCAUGGGCCACUACCGCAGAGAGAGGAUGACGACGCCAUCUCUGCCGCUGCUUUAGACCCGAACGAACCGCCGGCGACUACUGUCAGGGCUUCACUGGCUGAAAGGCGAGCUGGGAAAGUCGAUGUCAUAUUUUAUCAAACUCGGGUGGAAGUCUACUCUUUGCGUUCUGGUGAACAUGUAGCAACGCUGUUCACUAGCCAGCCCGUGCCAUCACCAGAGAACGUCCCGGGAGUCCCUUCGCUGGCCCCGAGUCCCCAGGGAAGCUUGAAGAUCUUGCAUAGUGGUAACCAUAUCGCCGUGGCGUCUGGCAUUAGUGGGGAGGUAUUUAUCUUCAGGCAUACAUUUUACGGGGGCUACCAGUGUCUUGGGAAAACCUGGACCAAUAUUCAAGCUGGCGAGACAAGACGAUACUCCACUUCCUCCAGCUCCACAGAUGCUGAUGGCUCUCACCACGAAUCUUCGCGAGCGUUGAUGACCGAGCGGCCGCUGGUGACCAUUCAGGGAAGGUGGCUUGCAGUUGUCCCUCCCUCUUCUGCACGGAGCACUCUGCACGGAAGCAUCCCAUCUGAUAUUUUACAUCCCUGGGCUCAAGGAGUCGACAGUCGCAAUCCGCCAACCGUGCCUUCCGUGAACUGCGCGACUGAUGCAGGCGACGGAGAGACCUUACUCGACAAGGUCGCGAGGGGUGUGACACAAGAGCUCGUCAAAGGUGCCCGCUGGAUGGGUGACCAAGGGCUCCAGGUUUGGAACAACUAUUGGAGCACGGGUCAGCUUUCUGCUCCCACCACGCCGCCGAUGCGUCCCGUGCGAGGCUCAGAGUCUCCUGUGCACCCUCAAGGGCUGUUUCCUCCAACUCACGCGCAAGAAACGCAGGCUACAUCAUCUCCCGAGCCUGAUACCGUCGCGAUCAUUGACCUAGGCCGGUUCGAUGAUGGGGUCGACGCUAAAUCUGCGUCCCUCAACCCUGCGGCAGUCUUUCAGGUUCCUAACGGAUGCAGCUUCUUGUCACUAUCGCCCAGUGGACUCAUGCUCUUCACUGCCAGUAAGAAAGGAGAUGUUCAAUACAUCUGGGACUUGAUGCAACUGAGGCACUGUCGCGCUAUGGCUUUCAUGACCGAUGGUCUCGGUAGCCAAACCGCCAAUGUCCGACAGGUGGCCCGAUACGCAAGAUUGACCGCGUCAAGCAUCGUGGAUGUCAUAUGGACGGCUCCAGUCGGUGACAGGCUGGCCGUUGUCACGCGGAAGGGUACUGUGCAUGUCUUCGACUUGCCUCAAAGCGCAUUCCAGUGGCCUCCCUUCCGACGUGCUCGUCCGUCAUCCAAGAAAUCCCCGUCGGUCGAUCUCGCUGGUGACGACACAACAGGGCCAGCAGGCGCUGGGAAUCCACUCUCUGCGGCCAUGACUUUUGUGGGCGGUAAGACCCAACCGUUCCUCUCAGCAGUCCGUGGUCGAGUGCAAUCCCCAGGGACCGGGUUUCCCACCAUGAGCGGUUUUGCUCUUCCCACCGCGGCAAGCAUCAAGGGCGGGAAGGUUGUCGCUGCAGGUCUCAGUAAAUCCAUGGGCGCGGCUGCCAGUGGUACUGUCCAGACCCUUCGACACGUCGGUGAGAACCGACUGCACCUCUCUGGACUGGGUCGCGAUCCUGCUCCCUCGCGCGUCGCGUGGAUGUUGGCCAAGGGGCACAUUUUCAUGGGCGUGUUAGAUGAUGGGCAAUUCAAAUUGUACCGGCUGAAGCGAAGCACAUCCACCAGUAAAAAUCGCCAGUCUUAUUCGGUUGUUGGCAGCAAAGAAGUGCAGUUUAGAUUGCCCACCAACAUGCAAAGCAUCUGCGGACCCGCGCCUCUAGUACCCUUCGAUCCGGAAAAGACUGUUCAGGCAUCCCUGGCGCUUCCUUCCAUGACACCUCAGUCUGUUGGCCAUCCAGGCAAGGCAACAUCUCAGCCACUUUCGCAGGCCGAAAUUGAGACCAAUACACCUUAUCAGCCCUUCCACACGGAUCAACGUGUAAGCCUUCAUGUGUUCUCGUCGGAGAGCGGUGCAAAUGUUCCCAGUAGCCAGUGGGUCUUUGGUGAUGACAUUCCAACCACGAAGCUGCACCUUCGCUCAUACAAUCCCCCCGGUGACGACCGAGAACAUGACAUGUAUCACGAUGCGGCCAUCCACGGGGAUUCGUUUGGAGCCGGUGGAGAAAUGGAGAAUCUCAUCACGCUGGGAAGCAGCACCGGCAAUGUCGAGGAAGUGGUGAUUACCACCAGACGGAAGAAGAAGAAGGCUACCACCGCCGCUAGAGCCGAUGAUGGAUUCUUCGAAGAUGACUGCGAAGUCCUGGACUUUGCGCGAGACCGAGUUUGA
Molecule: messenger RNA, 3372 nt
Organism: Penicillium diatomitis
Lineage: Eukaryota; Fungi; Ascomycota; Eurotiomycetes; Eurotiales; Aspergillaceae
Exons: 2
Coding region: 1-3372 (1123 amino acids)
Biological process (GO): response to starvation; autophagy
Cellular component (GO): cytoplasm
Molecular function (GO): protein binding
Source: RefSeq, a predicted model, not a curated record